AUGAGGCGUUUCACGGUCAACGACAGCGUCCUCUCCAGCAGGGAGCUGCUGCUGCUGCUGCACAAGUGGAGCCUUGUCAGCAAAGACCUGCAGCUGCAGGAGGACCUGCAGGCCCUGGCUCAGAAGCUUCAGGAGCUUCUCUCAUCCCCAGAAAAUAUUAAAGACAAGAACAAACCUCAACAAACCUCAUCUCAUUUGUAUCGUCACACUUGGAAAAAGAACGAGGUGGAAGAAGAUGACACUGCUGCCGACCUGGAAGUGUCUGAGCUGGAGAAAUGCAGAGAACAUCUGAAUUCCAUACUUGCCCACUGGGACCCUGUUUUCCCAGCACCACCCCCCACACAGGGAGGGGAGACCCUCAGAGCCAGUGAACCUGGGGGUGAGGCAGUGGCUGUCACCUGUGCAUCCAUUCAUCUUGUCACUGAGUGGCUGGUGAGGUCCCUGGCUGGGCAGAGCGCCCUCGGGGAGCAGGACGUGUCACUAGUGCUGAGGUGGCUGCGGAACCACGUCCUACCACGCCCAGCGGCCGUGCAGGAGAUGCUCAGGGAUGAGACACUGAGGAACAGCCUCUUCAAGCUUUACACCUGGCUCUGCCAGGCCAGCAGCACCUCAGCUGGGCUCUCCAGGCAGCUCGGUGGGCUCAGUUCCAUCAUGCUCCAGCUCAUGGAGGCUCAGGGCCUGUCCAGCACCUUCCACGAGCUUGUGAAAUCUCUGUGCCUAUCAGCAACGGUGGAAGAGGAUACAGACAAGACAGCUGUUUCUGUGUUUCUGACUUCCAUUUACAUUGGAGACAUGUGGCUUGGAGCACAGGAGCCGGAUAUAUGUUACUUAGCCUUGUCAGAUUGA
Vidua macroura (Pin-tailed whydah) is the source of this 846-nucleotide messenger RNA. RefSeq names its product nucleolar pre-ribosomal-associated protein 1-like. The transcript is spliced from 4 exons. The coding region runs from base 1 to 846 and encodes 281 amino acids. The record is from RefSeq and is a predicted model, not a curated record. Lineage: Eukaryota; Metazoa; Chordata; Aves; Passeriformes; Viduidae.